AUGAAUCUCAUGAUGAAGCACUUCCUCGCGCUGUUCGUAGCAAUCACUGUGUCCGCAAUUACUCCUUUAGCGUCUCUCAAGAGGAAUGACUUUGCUUCGAUCAAGUCGAUCCCGUCGCAAGUGUCUACGGGCAACAUUGUAGCCAACUUUGUGUCUUCGCAAUUUGGCUUUGAUGGACCUCAGCUUUCUGCAGUCAACAGUACGUCCUUCGACUGGUGGUACUUCGACGCCGUAUCCCCCGACCUCAAAACUUCAAUUGUCGUCGUCUUCUUCACCUCUCUCAGCUCUGGAUUCCCAUUCAUAACUCCUAGCCCAGACGUCACCUCCGUUGCUAUAUUCUACAGCUUUACAAACGGCACCGUAGGCGCUAUCGGUGUUCCUGCCUCUGGGGCGGUGGUGUCGACCGUUGCCGAUGGCUCUCAAGGGUACUUUAAGGGAGUUGAGGCUACUUGGGUUGGUGCACCGGAUAUGUCCUACUAUCAAGUAGAUGUCAACGCCCCGGCCCUCGGUGUUGUGGGACGGCUGAAGCUGCAGACUAAAGCUCCAGCUCAUUAUCCAUGCGAUCCUGCGCAAGCUGGGAAAGCUAUGGAGAUUUCACCAUACAUGGGCUGGGCUAAUGCCAUGCCUGAUGCUACUGCUGAUGCUGACUUCAAGAUUCUCGGUAGCAGGCUAAAUUUCGACGGCAUUGGCUACCACGACAAGAAUUGGAGCGACCAGCCCUUCCAAAACAACGUCGCAAGUUGGUACUGGGGCCACGGUCGUCUAGGUCCCUAUUCCAUCGUCUGGUUCGAUGCAAUUGCUACCGACGGAACAGAGUAUGUGAGUGGCUACGCUGCCAAAAAUGGGAAUAUCAUUUCAACUACCUGUGCACCUGCGGCCCUCAAAGUGCGUCCUAUUAAUAGCCCGUACCCGCCUUUCAUCCAUACGCCUGCACCAGACGCGUUUUCUAUCGUUCUCGAUAUGGGAGCUGAGGGCGUCUUGAGUGUUAAUUUGACGAUGGAGAUGACGAUUGUGGAUGUGCCGGGGAUGUAUAACAGGUGGACUGGGAGUAUGGUGGGUAGUGUUAAUGGGGGAACGCUUAUGACCGCUGGUGUUGCAAUGUUGGAGCAGUUCAAGAUGUUGCCGUAA
Molecule: messenger RNA, 1128 nt
Organism: Venustampulla echinocandica
Lineage: Eukaryota; Fungi; Ascomycota; Leotiomycetes; Helotiales; Pleuroascaceae
Exons: 2
Coding region: 1-1128 (375 amino acids)
Source: RefSeq, a predicted model, not a curated record